Molecule: messenger RNA, 1002 nt
Organism: Fusarium vanettenii 77-13-4
Lineage: Eukaryota; Fungi; Ascomycota; Sordariomycetes; Hypocreales; Nectriaceae
Exons: 2
Coding region: 1-1002 (333 amino acids)
Biological process (GO): transmembrane transport
Molecular function (GO): transmembrane transporter activity
Source: RefSeq, a predicted model, not a curated record
AUGGCCCAGGCUGGAGUCAACAUUGCCAAUUCGCUGGGAGGAAUAUUCACGCUGCUCGUCGGCUUCGCUCUGGUCAAGAAGAGUGACCAAGGCUUUCGAAUUGUCUGGUACAUUGGCACAGGGCUCUUUGCCAUCAACUUUAUCGCCAUCCUCUUCCUCUUCAGACCCCCAAAGCGGGCCCUGCAAGUGACCCUGACCUUGCAACAGAAGCUCAGGGCUCUCGACUGGAUAGGAUACGUCCUGUUCUCUAUCGGCAUGAUCCUGUUCAGCGUGGGCUUGACAUGGGCAAACAACCCAUAUCCCUGGAAGAAUGCUCACGUGCUCAGCACGUUUAUUGUCGGUGUCGUCUUUAUCGCCCUCACUGUCGUGUGGGAGGCGAAGAAGAAGGACGGAUUCUGCCACCAUGGCCUCUUCGAGACCAGUCGCAACUUUGCUCUUGCACUUGUCUUUAUUUUCGUCGAAGGAUUCACGUUCUAUGCCGUCAAUAACUUCCUCCCUUUCGAGUUCUCGCUUCUUUUCGAGAGCGAUCAAUUCAAGGUCGGGGUAUUGACCUCUAUUAUCUUCUUUGGCGGCUCGGCCGCAUCCAUCAUCGGCGGCCUUUACUCUGUAAAGACGAAGACAGUUCGACCGCCGUUGAUGGCUGGGAUGUCACUAUUUGUCAUCUACUUUGCAUGUAUGGCCACGAUCAAGGCGGACCAGUCUGCAGCCGUAAUCUGGGGCUUCACAGUUUUGGCAGGUUUCGGUCUUGGGUUCGGCCUUGUUAUUGCCGUCACGACGGGUCAGAUUAGUACUCCUCCAGGUCUUAUUGCCACCACUAGUGGCCUGAUCUUGACUGCAAGGUCUUUGGGAGGCUCCGUCGCCCUUCCUGCCUACACCGCCAUCCUUAACUCCCUAUUGUCGAAGAAUCUCGGACUAAAGAUAGCGAAUAAAGUUCUCCCUCUUGGACUCUCUGCCGACGACUUGCCAGCUUUUAUCGGUGCUUUGGCUAAUAAUGAUCCAUAA